AUGUCUUAUGUCAUUCUUGAUUAUGGCGAGAACGUCGGUGGACUCCCUUUUUUCGAUAUUGAUCAAGUAACUGGCAAUUCUUCACUUCGAGUAUCCUAUUCGGAAGCAUUACCCAAUGUAGUCGAUGGUGAUAUGGAAUUCUAUCCGCUGAUACGUUCAUUCGAUCCUUAUCGUGUCAAAAGUUAUGAUAUUAUAAAUCGUGGUCAUAUUGAAAGUCCUCUCAUUCAAGGUGCUCAGCGAUAUCAACGUUUAGCGUUAACCGAUGGGGGUAGUAUACGAAUCAGUAAGUUAGGCAUCAAAUCGACGCACUACACAAAGGAAAUUUCUUCGGCACCUGGAUCGUUUUCGUGCAGCUCGGUAUUAUAUACUGAUAUGUGGAGAAUGGGUGCCCGUACUCUACAAAUUAACAUGAUUCCUCCUCGCAUCACACCUCCAGGAUUUCUUGCUACCAAUCAAGGCUUUUUUCUAACGGCAAACCAAGCUGGCGUCUAUCUACGAGGCAUGCAAUGGGUUAAUUAUACAGUCAUAUUUUCGACAAUGAUUAUGAGUGGUGGAACCUCAUUUGCUCUGCGUUCGAAUGACUAUUCCGAGAUUCUUAUUACUAUUAAUUCAAAAGAGCAUUUCAAUCCGAAUACUUUAGUAGUCAAUACGCGACAGGAAUUACCACCUCCGGAUUCCUACAUCUACAAUGCAACUUUACCUCUUAAUAUCUCUCUUCUGACAUGGUACGAUAUCAAAGCUAUAGUUCAAGGUUUGACAAUUGAACUCUCGAUUAACGGCGCCACCACUUUUACUAUUCCUAUACCUGAGUCUUCAAGUCCUUACGUACCUUCUAUAACACCUGGUGGUAUUGCUUUCACGACUUCAAAUAGCCAAGAGACAUUCUUUCGUGAUCUCCAAGUGAUCGACAUCUCUCCUGAUAAUUUCGGAGUCAUUCUAUAUCAAGACUCACUUACUUCGCAGCAAGCGGUGUCUGAUUUUGGUGUGGGCACGAAUGAAUUGCCUGUUAUUCUCGAUGGUGCGAAACGUGAUCGAAACGUGUGGUCCGGAGAUAUAUUAGUGGCUGGUCCAGUGCUUUAUUAUUCUUUUUAUGAGCCUGAAUAUGCAGCUGGAUCACUAGCAAUUUUAAACAGUUAUCAGUUGAUGAAUGGACCAGUGUCAUCGAGAAUUAAUGUUGGAUUUCCCCUUCAACAAAGUAAUCCCAGCGACGAAUUCGUUUCGCCAAUCUUUUACAGUUACACAUAUUUUCUCGCAAACAUUAUUAGUGUGGCCGAAUACUAUCUCUAUACAGGUGACAUUCAAUUUGUACACAAUCAAUGGCCGCGGAUGCAAUUGUUGAUGAACUUUUUUUCAAAACUAGUUGAUACGGAUAAUCUCGUUGUUACCUCAUACCCAGUAUGGGGCUACGAUUAUAAUCCUUCAUAUGGUACAUACAAUGGGAAGUUUACGAAAUUGAAUAUACUCUAUGCUAUGGCAUUAGAUAACGCGGCGUCUUUGGCUGAUGCUAUUAGCAAUGUCACUGCAGCUAACCAGUAUCGUCGACAAGCUGCUGCUAUACGAACUGCAGUGAACACGUAUCUCUACAACUCUACUGCCAACUUUUACAUGAUUUCUGAUCAGCAAACUGUUGGCUUAGCUCAAGAUACCAAUUCAUUGGCCAUUCUGUCUGGCAUUGCAUCGGAUUUGAACUCCAAUGUACCACAGCAACUGCUUGAGCAGAUGAAACAAAAGCUACGUGUGUCGGUUGCUAGCGGCUCCGGAUAUCUAUCUAUCACUUCCGAUGGAAUUCCUGCGAGUUCUUCGGUUAUUGUUUCACCGUUCAUUUCUUUUUUUCAUGCAGCAGCAGCUUUUGAACAAGAUAGAAGUGAUCUCGCAUUUGAUGUGCUUGAAUCUGUUUGGUCACCUAUGGUUCAACCAGGACCUUACUUCACCGGCACAUUUUGGGAAUCAGAACGUCCUAGUGGCUAUCCUGGGGCAUCUACAAGCAUGGCACAUACUUGGAGCGCAGGAAUAACUGCUAUUCUGUCCAAAUAUGUACUUGGAAUAAAACCUUUGUCUGCUGGAUAUACUACAUGGUCGAUUCGUCCUCAACCAGGCAAUCUUACAUGGGUUGCUGGAACUGUUUGUACACCUUAUGGGAUUAUGUCAGUCGGUUGGAAUAAUAGUAAUAUUGAAUUCAGAAUUGUGGUCAAUAUUCCUCGUUCUACAAGUGGUGUCGUAUAUGUACCUACACAAAAUAAUUGCAUAAUUGUGAAUGGAAAUCGUUUGUCUGUGACAUUUUAUGACAAUUCUGUGCACGGAGUGGAUAAGAUUGCAAGAAAUGGUAGUUAUUUGGGAGUUUAUAUUGUCUCGCCUGGAUCAUAUUCUAUUAUUUCAAACUUUACAUGCAACGCUGUCUCAGCUCUUUUUUUUCGUUCUUUUACAUUGAUUUGUUUGAUUUUGUACCCAUUCUUAAUUUCGCUUGAACUUAGUCUUUAA
Molecule: messenger RNA, 2478 nt
Organism: Adineta steineri
Lineage: Eukaryota; Metazoa; Rotifera; Eurotatoria; Adinetida; Adinetidae
Source: the annotation of a GenBank genome assembly